Molecule: messenger RNA, 3297 nt
Organism: Dermacentor silvarum
Lineage: Eukaryota; Metazoa; Arthropoda; Arachnida; Ixodida; Ixodidae
Product: presenilin-1
Exons: 10
Coding region: 112-1620 (502 amino acids)
Biological process (GO): membrane protein ectodomain proteolysis; Notch receptor processing; negative regulation of apoptotic process
Cellular component (GO): neuromuscular junction; perinuclear region of cytoplasm; Z disc
Molecular function (GO): aspartic endopeptidase activity, intramembrane cleaving
Source: RefSeq, a predicted model, not a curated record
CCAUUUUGGGAAGUCAGCGGGCCGGCCGACUCCCGUCACUAUUUUUUUUUUACUUUUCAUCGAUGGCGAACGGGAGAACCGCCCGAUAUCGCUUUUAAAUCAAGCCGUUUUAUGCUCGGCACUGAUUCUGAAUCGUUGAACGAGUACCUCUGCCUAAUGGAACCGACGUCGACGUACGCAGACUUGGGGAGGAACGCCGCGCCCGUCAAGUUUGAUCCUCCGCGGCUGAGCCGGAAACGUCGCGACGUCGUUGACGGCCACUCGCAGCAGCCGGCGGGUGAUGAGGAAGUGGAAGUGGCCUUCUCCGGUGGACCAGUUGGCCGCGAGGGCCGAGAUGCGGGUGGCACUGCAAUGGCGACUGGCCGUGGCCGAGCUCCGUCGUGGGGUGGCGAGGGUGGGGACGAGGAAGAGGAGGAGGAGCUCAAGUACGGUGCCAAGCACGUCAUCAAGCUGUUCGUGCCGGUGUCGCUCUGCAUGCUUGUCGUGGUGGCCACCAUCAGCUCCAUCAACUUCUACCGGCACACCAACACCUACCUGGUGUACACGCCAUUCACCGACCAGACGGUGGACACGGGCACCAAGGUGUGGCAGUCCUUUGCCAAUGCAUUCAUCCUGAUGGGAGUCAUUGUGGUCAUGACCAUCCUGCUCAUUGUCCUGUACAAGUUCCGCUGCUACAAGGUCAUUCACGGCUGGCUCAUCCUUUCCUCGCUGCUGUUGGUCUUCCUCUUUGCUUACAUCUUUCUGGGGGAGGUGCUGCGGGCAUACAACGUACCCAUGGACUACCCGACGGUGGUGUUUGCCAUGUGGAACUUUGGCGUGGUCGGCAUGAUCUCCAUCCACUGGAAGGGGCCCCUGCUCCUUCAGCAGGCCUACCUCAUCCUCGUGUCGGCGCUCAUGGCUCUCGUCUUCAUCAAGUACCUUCCCGACUGGACCGCCUGGGUCGUCCUCGGGGUCAUCUCCGUCUGGGAUUUGAUCGCCGUCCUGUGCCCCAAGGGACCACUGCGGAUUCUUGUUGAGACGGCGCAGGAGCGUAACGAGCCCAUCUUCCCUGCUCUCAUCUACUCGUCUGCCAUGGCGUGGUGUGUGGUUACAAUGGCUGACCGGGAUCCCUUCUACACUAACCAGAACCAGCCAGGUGCACAGAGCGACGCCUCUUCAGCGUCGACCAACAGCCCUGGCCAGCUAGCAGAGGGCGGGGACGUGGAUCCCCCCGUGGAGGUUGAGCAGCCCCGGAUGCGUGGAGAGAGGACGCGGCGGCGCUCGCAGCGCGGCAGCACAGUCGUCAACAGCGGCACGCUGGCGGGUGCCACUGAAAGUACUGGCGACCUCCCCCACCAGGAAGAAGAAGAGAGGGGAGUCAAGCUAGGUCUGGGCGACUUCAUCUUUUACAGCGUCUUGGUGGGGAAGGCGUCGUCUUAUGGCGACUGGAACACGACCGUCGCCUGCUUUGUGGCCAUCCUCAUUGGUCUGUGCCUAACCUUGCUCCUGCUGGCCAUAUUCAAGAAGGCACUUCCAGCUCUGCCAAUCUCGAUCACCUUCGGCCUCAUCUUCUACUUUGCAACGUCGUCGCUCGUCCAGCCGUUUGCUGACAGCCUAGCGAGCGAGCAAGUCUUUAUAUGAUGGGUCUCCACCACGAAAGGACGCUACACAAGGGAGUUGCAGCGAUAAGUCAUCUGGCGCUGCAAUCACCAAGCAGUGGCAGUGUGCUUUGCGCACUCCGCAUAAAAACGCUAAUCAAGUCACGUGCUGUGCAACAUCUUGGUUGUCUUCAGUUGUUGAGAACGUGGCACAGUUUGGAACUGUUGAGUCGACAGCAUGCUGUGAUGCGGUGUGUCAUGUGAAUGACCGCCAUGCUCCAGAAGAAUGUACAGAAUGGGCCACCAACUACUUCCGUCGUUCCUGGACUUCCAAAGUGUGUUUGUUUUUUUCCCCUUUGUGUUUUUCUCUCCCUGGGUGCUGCUUUUAAUGAAGUGACGCUUAUUUAUAUGAUUCUUCGCAUGCUUCUGUGUGACGCCCCACAGUUCACUUUGUUGGCAGUAUUGCCGGCUCAGUUUAGUGGGUAUAGUCGACUUCCGUUAAUUUGACUUUGACAGGACCGACGAAAUUUAUUUAAUUAACCGACAGGUCGAAUUAAACAAGAGACAGAAAAAACAUACGACAGUAUUUGCCCAAUUCUGACACGUCUCCGAAUUGAGCGCACAUCCACUUUGUAUGGCUUGAAAGUAAAAAAACUACCAUAAAAUUGCAUUAGAGCUCUUAAACGAAGCAGGAGCUGAACGUGCACCCGAUGUUUAGCAAGAAAACUGCAGCGUGCCUCCGAUUCUGGCAAAAAUAAAAACACAAAACUAGCGAACUUUACCUUCACUGAAUGGAGCUUUAUUUGGUUCAUCACUCUCAGAAAGUGCUUUAUUGCUGUCUAUGAAGAAACACAACAUGUUGUCCUGUGUGCGUUCCAUAGCACGUUUCAUACUCAGCAUUUGUCAAAUGUCAAACAACUUCACACCAACCGCAAACAGAAUAUUGGCCCACUCCUAGACUAACUGCUUCACUAGUUUGUCCUGUAACGCACACAUUUCUCCAGAAAACCAAGCAUACGUGACUGGACUUUUCGCUAGCUUAACAUGCAAAAUAAGUUGUCGUUUGAAUAUGUUUUUGUUUUCAGACUGAAAGCGGCACGUCUUCAUCGUACUAAUGCUAUUUGCAAACUCAUUCUGCUGCUAUUUAGUCAUCUUGUGAUGGCAGUGUCAGUGGCGAUUACGCUGGCUAGACUGGCUCUGAUGGUAGGCUGUUGCGAAUGCGGUUUUGUUUUUGUACGAGUUUGCACCACCCAAGCAAUUUUCAGACUAAUUGUGUUGGGAAAAAAAAAUGCUCGUUGGAAUUGAGUAAAUACGGUAAAAUUCAUUGUGAGCUGCUGUUUUGGCUUUAAUAUUUUUCUGGGGUAAGCGAAAAGUAGCAUUUUCUGACGGGAAAUAACAUUUGUUCAACCCAUUCACUGUACUCUAAGCGCCGCUGAAUCCUACUCUGUCGCUAUUGGAGUCAUUACUGGGGUCACCAUUGGGGCCAGGCACGUGCAUGAUGACCAGCCAAAUUCGAAUUAUCUCCCGAAGACUAAUUUCAAGGUAAAAGCAACAUAAGUUUGGUCCUGUAAAAGUGUAUGAGUGCCAGCCGGGACCUUCAGUCAGCAUCGAAUUGACUGAAAAAUCAAACCACAGUUGAAUUAAUGGAAGUCUACUGUAUUGCUAAAUAUUUCUCGUUCUCGUCAUCAAAGAUGUCUCAGAAUAAAUUUUCUAUGCCAUC